Molecule: messenger RNA, 441 nt
Organism: Trichophyton rubrum CBS 118892
Lineage: Eukaryota; Fungi; Ascomycota; Eurotiomycetes; Onygenales; Arthrodermataceae
Exons: 2
Coding region: 1-441 (146 amino acids)
Source: RefSeq, a predicted model, not a curated record
AUGAUAUCAGUCAAUACUAUAUUUGAUCUUGUGUAUAUCGUGUUGCAAUUACCAUAUAAACUCUCGUCAUGUCAGGUCCAACCAAGCCAGAGAACUCGGGAGUUCGAAGUCAAGAAGGGGUCGUCUCCAGGCCUGAAGGAACAGACUCUGAGCCAAAGCCAAUCACUGAGACAGUAUCCAGUACCGAAAGAAAUAACCCUAUGGCCGGUAGAAUGCAUCAUGGACACAGCGAAAGAUCCCAAUUCGAGCCGUUCACGAGUCUCGCCGACCAGAAGAAAGCUGGAGAGAGGGAGUAUGGUUAUGACCAAGGACAAUCCGCUCCGGAAAACCGGUAUAACGAAGAUUAUAGCUUUAUGGAGAGGAAACCUGGAAAAAAGUCCUACUUUCGUGAACUCAUGGAGAAUUUCCGCUAAGGUUAGCUCCAUCCCUCUGUAUGGAUAA